Molecule: messenger RNA, 2947 nt
Organism: Arabidopsis lyrata subsp. lyrata
Lineage: Eukaryota; Viridiplantae; Streptophyta; Magnoliopsida; Brassicales; Brassicaceae
Product: G-type lectin S-receptor-like serine/threonine-protein kinase B120
Exons: 6
Coding region: 243-2792 (849 amino acids)
Biological process (GO): recognition of pollen; protein phosphorylation
Molecular function (GO): ATP binding; protein serine/threonine kinase activity
Source: RefSeq, a predicted model, not a curated record
UUCCAACCUGACGACACAAAAAUAAAGAAACUUCUUAACAGUCACAAAACAAGCAAACUUUCCUUUUUGUAUCCUUCUCCUUUGUCACCUCUCCUCUUACUUUUUAUCAAUAGGAAGUUUCCGCCAUUGUUACACUUCCUCUGUUUCUCUUCAUUCAUCUUUAAGCAAACCUCAAAACGAAUCCUUUAUUAUUACCAAUAUUCUCACUUGGGUCUUCUUCUCCAACACCAAAACCCAAGAAAAUGAAAAUCUUUCGCAAAACCUCACUUUCUCUUCCUCUGUUUAUCUUCUUCUUCCUCUAUGAAUCUUCCAUAGCUGCAGAUACACUCAGAAGAGGUGAAUCUUUAAGAGACGGUCUAAAUCACAAACCUUUAGUCUCUCCAAAAAAGACAUUCGAGCUCGGAUUCUUUAGUCCUGGAAGCUCCACGCAUCGUUUCCUAGGGAUUUGGUAUGGAAGCAUCGAAGAUAAAGCUGUGGUAUGGGUAGCAAACAGAGCAAAGCCGAUUUCAGACCAAUCUGGAGUUCUCACGAUAAGCAACGAUGAGAAUCUCGUGUUAUUAGACGGGAAGAACAUCACAGUCUGGUCUUCAAACAUCGAAUCAAGCACUAACAACAACAACAACAGAGUCGUUUCUAUACAUGACACCGGAAACUUUGUUUUGUCUGAGACCGACACAGAUAGAGUUAUUUGGGAGAGUUUCAAUCACCCAACGGAUACGUUUUUGCCUCAGAUGAAAGUUCGUGUGAAUCCACAAACCGGAGACAAUCACGCUUUUGUCUCAUGGAGAUCUGAGACUGAUCCUUCUCCUGGUAAUUACUCAUUAGGGGUUGAUCCUUCUGGAGCACCAGAGAUUGUGCUUUGGAAAGGAAACAAGACGAGGAAAUGGAGAAGCGGGCAAUGGAAUUCCGCGAUUUUUACCGGGAUUCCCAAUAUGUCUCUGUUGACGAAUUAUCUUUACGGGUUCAAGCUUUCGUCUCCUCCAGAUGAAACAGGUAGCGUGUACUUCACGUAUGUUCCUUCGGAUUCGUCGGUGUUACUUAGGUUUAAGGUUCUUUAUAAUGGUACUGAAGAGGAAUUGAGAUGGAAUGAGACUUUGAAGAAGUGGACUAAGUUUCAGUCUGAGCCAGAUAGUGAGUGUGAUCAGUAUAAUCGUUGUGGCAAGUUUGGUAUUUGUGAUAUGAAAGGCUCUAAUGGAAUCUGUAGCUGUAUUCAUGGUUAUGAGCAAGUUUCUGUAGGGAAUUGGAGUAGAGGUUGUAGAAGAAGAACACCGUUGAAAUGUGAGAGGAACAUUAGCGUUGGAGAGGAUGAGUUCUUGACUCUGAAAUCUGUGAAGUUGCCUGAUUUUGAGAUUCCUGCACAUGAUCUUGUUGAUCCUGCGGAUUGUAGAGAGAGGUGUCUGAGGAAUUGUUCUUGCAAUGCUUAUUCUCUUGUUGGUGGUAUUGGAUGCAUGAUUUGGAACCAAGAUUUAGUCGAUUUACAACAGUUUGAAGCUGGUGGAUCUUCGCUUCAUAUCCGUCUAGCUGAUUCCGAAGUAGGGGAGAACAAGAAAACCAAGAUAGCAGUGAUUGUCGCGGUUCUUGUUGGUGUGGUUCUGGUAGGAAUCCUAGCUCUGCUUCUAUGGAGAUUCAAGAAAAAGAAAGAUGUUUCAGGAGCAUAUUGUGGUAAGAACACUGAUACAUCGGUUGUUGUUGCUGAUAUGACCAAGAACAAAGAAACCACUUCGGCGUUUUCAGGAUCAGUCGACAUAAUGAUUGAAGGAAAAGCUGUUAACACAUCUGAGUUACCUGUCUUUUGUCUCAAUGCUAUAGCCAUAGCUACUAAUGAUUUCUGCAAAGAAAAUGAGCUCGGAAGAGGCGGAUUCGGACCAGUCUACAAGGGUGUUCUUGAAGAUGGACGUGAGAUAGCAGUGAAGAGAUUAUCUGGUAAAUCUGGACAAGGAGUUGAUGAAUUCAAGAAUGAGAUCAUUCUCAUAGCGAAGCUUCAACAUCGGAAUCUUGUGAGAUUACUUGGAUGUUGCUUCGAGGGCGAAGAGAAAAUGCUUGUUUAUGAGUAUAUGCCUAACAAGAGCUUAGAUUUCUUCCUCUUCGAUGAAACGAAACAAGCGUUGAUAGACUGGAAACUGCGGUUUUCGAUAAUUGAAGGGAUUGCAAGAGGAUUGCUUUAUCUUCACAGAGAUUCAAGAUUGAGAAUCAUUCAUAGAGACUUGAAGGUUAGCAAUGUGUUGUUAGAUGCAGAGAUGAAUCCGAAGAUCUCAGAUUUUGGUAUGGCAAGGAUCUUUGGUGGAAACCAAAAUGAAGCUAACACGGUUCGCGUCGUUGGAACUUACGGAUACAUGUCUCCUGAAUACGCGAUGGAAGGACUUUUCUCGGUAAAAUCCGAUGUUUACAGCUUCGGUGUAUUGUUGCUUGAGAUUGUAAGUGGGAAGAGGAACACAAGUCUUCGAUCUUCUGAACAUGGAAGCCUCAUUGGUUAUGCUUGGUAUUUGUAUACUCAUGGGAGAUCAGAGGAGCUUGUGGAUCCAAAGAUCAGGGUCACAUGCAAUAAGCGAGAGGCAUUGAGGUGCAUACACGUAGCGAUGUUGUGUGUUCAAGAUUCGGCUGCGGAGAGACCGAACAUGGCUGCAGUUUUGCUCAUGUUAGAGAGUGACACAGCGACGCUAGCUGCGCCUAGAGAGCCAACGUUUACUUCCAACAGAAGAAACUCUAUUGAUGUCAACUUUGCUCUUGAUUCGAGCCAACAAUACAUUGUUUCUUCUAAUGAGAUCACUUCUACGGUUGUUCUUGGACGAUAAGAUACUUUUGUUUGUUCUUUUGUAAAGUCUUUUUUUGUUUGUUUACAAUUGCUGUGAAAACGUAUAAUUUUUUUUGGUUAAUUAGGAUAAUAGAAUAUUGGUUGUUGAAACUUGAAAUUAUGUUGAUAAAGUUAAACGUAUGAAACUUGCGAGAA